Messenger RNA from Sinocyclocheilus rhinocerous, 5988 nucleotides. RefSeq names its product inactive ubiquitin carboxyl-terminal hydrolase 54-like. Bases 606 to 5042 code for a protein of 1478 amino acids. NCBI's taxonomy places the organism in Eukaryota, Metazoa, Chordata, Actinopteri, Cypriniformes, Cyprinidae. The record is from RefSeq and is a predicted model, not a curated record. The transcript is spliced from 22 exons. Gene Ontology annotation, molecular function: cysteine-type deubiquitinase activity. Gene Ontology annotation, biological process: protein deubiquitination.
CUGAAACGCCAAACAUCGCGAGAGUUGGUUGCCUUGGCUGCAGCACACAGUGACGCUGAGGGAUGUUUAAGGUUUAGCGGCAGAAAAUAACAGAUUUUUACCCUGCCGACCAGCCAAGGGGGAGGAUGCAUACUGCAAGAUAUACAGUGUUGUGAAGACUCACACUUGUUUACAAGCAGGACGAGACUCUUGCCGUCAAUCUGCACACUGUUGCUACUGUUUAAGGGUGUAGCACAGAGCGCUGCAGUGAAGAUCACCACACCUCCCACAACCCAGAAUCCUGAGUAUAGUGGUGUGAAAUUCCACAAUCAAAUCCCAGAGAGCAGUUAACAAGGCCAAGAGACAGCAUUUGCUUUUUCUGUCUGAUGCAAGACGACAACAAGAAGCUAACGCCCUUGGAUAAACAUUUUUUCCAGAACAAUUUUUUUAAUAUAUAUAUAUUUUCUAGUUUAUAAAAAUUGUGGCCAUUGGCAGAUCUGAAUUUUUAGAUCUUACAUCUUUUGGAUAAAACAGUAAUAUGUUUCCCCUCGACUUUGGAAAGAUGAACUUGGUAUUGUUAAGGGGAGGGACAAUUUAGAGUUCAAGCGAUACUGAUUUCCUCCACCAUGUCAUGGAAAAGAAACUACUUUGCAUCUGGCAGCAGUGGCUUACAGGGUAUAUUCACCCCACGAACCAUGACAUCAAUCGCCCCCAGCAAAGGACUCAUCAAUGAGCCAGGACAGAACAGCUGCUUCCUGAACAGCGCUCUCCAGGUUCUGUGGCAUCUGGAUAUCUUCCGGCGAAGUUUCCGGCAGCUCACCACACACAAGUGCAUGGAGGACUCGUGCAUCUUCUGCGCUCUGAAGAGCAUUUUUGCACAGUUCCAGUUCAGCAGCGAGAAGGUGCUGCCUUCUGAUGCUCUCCGCUGCGCUCUGGCCAAAACCUUCCAGGAUGAGCAGCGAUUCCAGCUCGGCAUUAUGGACGACGCUGCCGAGUGCUUUGAGAAUAUCCUCAUGAGGAUCCACUUUCACAUCUCUGAUGAGACUAAGGAGGACAUCUGCACGGCCAAACACUGCAUCCCUCACCAGAAGUUUGCCAUGACACUCUUUGAGCAGUGUGUGUGCAGCAACUGUGGAGCCUCCUCAGACCCCUUGCCCUUCAUUCAGAUGGUCCACUACAUCUCCACCACCUCUCUGUGUAACCAGGCAGUGCGGAUGCUGGAAUGCCGGGAGAAGGCCACCCCAGACAUGUUCGGAGAGCUGCUGAGGAAUGCCAGCACUGUGGGAGACCUGCGCAACUGCCCGGGCAACUGUGGAGAGAAGCUCCGUAUUCGACGUGUCCUUAUGAACUCCCCAGAGAUCAUCACCAUUGGCCUGGUGUGGGACUCAGACCACUCUGACCUGGCAGAAGACGUCAUUCAUAGCCUGGGCACCGUCCUGCGGCUCGGAGAUCUGUUCUACCGAGUGACAGAGGACAAGGCCAAACAGGCGGAGCUCUACCUGGUGGGCGUGGUCUGUUACUAUGGCAAACACUACUCUACUUUCUUCUUCCAAACCAAAAUCCGCAAGUGGAUUUACUUCGAUGACGCUCAUGUAAAAGAGGGUAUCCAGAAUAUUUCAAACAGGUCUUUGCUUUUGUUUAGUUUUUCACUAGGCCGUGAGCCAUCAAUUUCCAGCGACACACGGACAGACUCCUCCACAGACAGCUACAGCUAUAAGCAUUCACACUCCCACCACGAGUCUAUGGCUUCCCACUUCUCCUCUGACUCCCAGGGAACCGUCAUCUGUAACCCAGACAAUGACUCUGCCUCCCACAGCAGCCUGGAAAAUAGAGGUCCUGACAGCGAUCCAGUGCGACGCCACACUCUCAGACAAGAUGGGGUCUCAGACAGAAAGGGAGGAAUUUUGGACAGGAAACGAAGUGCCAGCAGGCCCCGAAAAUUCGAGGCCCGGGGUGAUUCAAGUCGUUGCGCUAAGACAGAUGAGGUGUUGUCUGCCGGCUACCACAGUGAAGGCGAGACUUUAAAAGAGCAGCAGGUUCCUCGUUCCCUACCUAAACCUAGCUCCAGUCGGCUUCGAGACUUUAAGGAGACUAUGAGCAACAUUAUCCGUAAUCGGCCGCUUUCCGCAUCAUCCUCGGGCUCUGUUGGCCCACCCGACUCCACCAUUAAGGCCAGAGACUGGGAAGCUGACAGCACCAGCAGCGAGUCCAAGUCCAGCUCCUCUGGAGGGCGGUACUGUCCACCCUGGAAGCCUCGUCGAGAGGCCCUCAACAUCGACAGCAUCUUUAGCAGGGAACGCCGCAAGCAGGCCGGGUAUAGUCCGCUAGGAGCUCUCUUGUCUGAAGACCCAGGGCCUCAGGGGGAAUUGGUGGCCUCAACGGGGAAGACCACCUUUCGAGACCUACCGGGACCCCUGAGACGAGGAUCAGGGCAGCCCCCACGGCUUAUCCAGAGGAUGGAGAGUGGCUAUGAGAGCAGUGAGAGGAACAGCAACAGCCCCGUCAGUCUGGACAUGCCUGUUAGUGAGGGCGCCAGUAAUGGCACGCACAGUUUACAAGAGGGAGGAAUGAAAAAGCCUCCUCCUGAUGUCAGCCCAUCAUGGAAGACUGUCACCAAAUCCAAGAGCAGCAGUGCCCUACUACAGGAUGUCAAAGCAUCAGUCAAGGGCAGCAGUCACAUGAGUUUAGGCGAGGGCCGCAGUGAACUGGAUGAGCUACAGGAGGAAGUAGCUCGCCGGGCCAGGGAGCAAGAGUUACAGAGGCGAAAGGAAAAGGAGAAAGAGGUGGCCAUGGGCUUCAAUCCCCGACCCAGCAAGUUCAUGGAUCUGGAUGAGCUCCAGAACCAAGGGAAAGGGGAAGGCUUUGAGAGGUGUGUGUUGGAGGCAGAGUCUCUGUUAGACCAGUCUCUGAGAUUGGAACAGGCAGGAGAGGUGGCCGCUGCUCUGUCUGUGGUUAACGAAGCAAUGUCUAAACUCAGGCAUACCUUGCAUGAGAGCAGCGCUAACUCUCAGGGCAGGAUGCAAAAGUGCAUGAGGAGAGCACGAAGUCUGCAGCAGCGCAUGCAGCAGCAGGAACUGCAGCAGAAGCAACAGGAGGAAGAGAAGGAACAGAAACGGCUCCACAGUGAACAGUCUGUCCCGGUCCAAAUACUUCUGACAAAUGUUAAAGAAGAGGAUGAGAAGUCAGUUUCAGAAGAUGCAUUAAGACCACCAUCACCUGUCCACAUGAAACCUCAGUCUACAAAUAAACCGAUUUCUGAAGCCCCCGGCCCUCCUGUCUCCUACCAUACAGACACACUUUCCCAGCAGCAGGGCAAUGCAGGGGACAAGUCCAGUCCUCUUGGUGUGACAGAUAAUGGGCCGCAGUCACACACGUGGGGUCCCAGAGACCCUGUAACCACCACAAACUCUCUUGUACAAACUGCUAGUAUACGCAGUUCUGCCACUGUGCCUGUGAUUGCAGUGAAUGGCUGCGAGGCUCCUUUCAAGUCAUCAGUUCCGCUCAAUACGCCCUCUAGUCCAUCUCAUUUCAGUGCCCGUCAAACACCUUCCAUCUCUGAUCACUCCAACUCUGGGGAAGGACUGCAAAACCUGCCUCGUCCUCAGUCUCUCCAUGGCCUAACCCACGCACCCCACAGCCACACUUCUGAUGCCUGUCAAAAAUCACUCCCGGCACCCUCACGUAAUUGGUCCUGUCACAGUCUGGAACGUCCUGAUGGCCGUCCUACAGUGAUGGAGUCCUCCCCGUACUCUCCAUCAGACCUCCGCUCCCCCUCAUCCCCCUGUCCUCCGUCCCCAUCUUCACCAGCACUGGAUCAGCAUCCAGCUGGCCCUAUGCCCGUGGAGCGAUGGGCAGAGAAUGUCAAUCGAUACUACAACUCCCAGAAUUAUGCAUGGUCGGGACGUGGCUCACCCUGUGAGGAGCUGUCAGAGCUGGACUCACUUUAUCAGGCCAGCUUGAAGGCUCCCAGCAUGCCCCGAGCCCCACGGGGACCCAGCCCCCAGCUUGCCAACACAUGUGGUCCCGCUGCUUCUCGAAAGCACAACGCUGGAUUCUCUGCCACACUUGGCCGUUCCAAAACCCCCACAGCAGAGAUCGAGAGGAGUGCCUACAGGACACCAGCAUACAGCACUAAACCACUUCAGAAGCCUGUGUCUGCUGUGGCCUAUAAUGCACCACUGGGUGAGGAUGAAUCAUACAGUGCAGAGAACCUGCGACGAAUUGCUCGGAGUCUCAGUGGGACUGUCAUCGGAGGACGGACUGAUGUACCCCCAUCUCGCAGCUUUGACCCUCAUGUCUCCAGGAUCUCGAAGCAUGUGAACGUGCAAAUCCCCACACGUCACUCCAACACCUCACUGCAUGUUUUACCCCCUCCUUCCCACGAUCCUCCUGUGUUCCCUCACGAACUGCAGCCCCAAUACCUUCACCCAAGCCACCGCCACCACCCCGCCCCUCCAUCACACCUCCACCAGCAGACACUGAGGCCCGCUCAUGGACAAACAGGAGAUUGCCAAAAGGCCAACAAGUUUCUGGCUGUGCUUGACAGGGGUGAAACUUUCUCCCGUAAAAAUUACCACAAUGUCGCACUGAGUUACGGCACCCUUCCACGAGCCCUCCGUAGGUCAGUUUCAUCUGGGCCUCCUGUGCACCAAAUGAGGCCGGGACCCCCAGCGGGCCCGGGGCCCUGGAACUACCCUGACGCAGUCUACGCCACUCUGUCCCACCCUCACCGCACUACAGCAUCAAAUAGGACAAUGGAUGGUUUUUACAGACAGCCCCACCAGAAAUCUGCUUCAGCCGCCCCGAUCCCGCAUCACUCCAGCCAUCAUCACCCACACCUAGAGCCACCGACCCAACCCUUCCGCCUCGAUGUGCCCCCCGAGAGGGACUGGAGGGCUGCUAGGGACUCUCAUGUCUUCCCCAGGACAGAACCACGUGGUGGGACAUCCUGUGGCCCUCCUGUUUAUAUCUGUGGGUUGUGCAAGCAGAACCCAGCUGAGCCCACUAGAAGCUACUGCCAGACCUGCAGAGCCCAUAUGAACCACUACAGGAAGACCAGCUGAGUCAUACAGGAAAUGCAUCCUUCAACGCACUCAUUCUUGGAUUUGGAAGUAAACGCGAGAGCCCAUGCCAAUUCUGUGAAGUUCUUCACACAGCAAAAAGGAAGUUCUUGUUAGCUGCUUUGGCUAAAGUGAAAGACAAUGAUGUUUGACUCAUAUGUGAAUGUGGAGUGCUCAUGUUCUAAAACCACAUUUUAACACAGCUGCUGCAUUUAAACGCUAAAAGGAAGAUGUCAGCUCUCUGCGCUUUUACCUUCAGUAAAUGUUUCCACUGCUAAUUCAGUUCUGUAGAGUUAAGUUCACUUUAAUUGGCCACCAUCUCAGCACAAAGCUGUGAAGAACAGAGCACUUUGCUGCGUGGGACGCUGCAUCUUAACUGAUGUAAACACAAAACGCCAAGACUGACAAACUUUGCCUGCUGAUAUACAGUGUCUGCUCCGUAUAUGCACAAAAUACACUUUCGUUUCCAAUUAGCAUUCCAAGCUAACCUUACUUAGUUCUGUGAUUGUAAUUUAACUGUUAACUCAAGUUUAGUGCACUUCAGAAGUGUUAAGUUAGAAGCGUUCCUCUAUUGUAACUUCUCCCAUUUUUAUGGGAAAACAAUGUUUAUGUGUAACUACUUCAUUUAGAGGGCUGUAACGUGUGUGCAAGUAAUAAGAGGUACAUCAGAUUCCUCUAGUGUACCAACAGUCAACUUUCAACAACCUCAAUGGCAUUUGUGUCGAUAUUUUUGUGAACAGUAUUGUUCUGCCUGAUAAGUAGCACCUACACCUGUUGUGAUCUUUUUUUUUUUUUACAUUUUGUAGUAGCAGCAGUUUAACUUUUUGAUUUAUACAGUAUAUCUUACAUUAACUGUUAAGUGCAAAAAAUUUUCAGGCUGUUUUAAGACUUAAGAGAUCGUAAACAGAAGGACAGAACAUUCUGCAGUGCCUUGGUUUGCAAAAGGUAA